AUGCUGGCGACUCUUCCGGAUUUUACCCCCCGGGAUUCGCACUCGCUCUGGUACACGACAUCGAGAAGCACGUCGCAACCCCACGAACCGCACGACACGCAUCAUGGCGACCCCUCAAAUCACAACCACGGACCAGGCAACCCUCGAUCCCGCGGCCAUGUUGUGGAGCGGACCGCCCUCGCUCUGCUCGCGGCUGACGAGCAAUACAUGCAUCGGCGCCGGGUCAAUGUUCAGAAUUUCGGAAGCAGCUGGCUGCGCCCACUAGGCAUACCCAAGACGCUGCACCAGAUGCGGGAGGAAAAGCGCGAGCAAGAAGAGCACCAGGAGGCUCUCCGACGGGAGCAGCUCGCCCAAGAACUAGCCGAGGCAGAAGGAGCAGGCAUGCCGGAGGAGGGCAUGAUGGACGACGUGCAACUUGACGGCGCGCAAGACCUCGACGACGAAAUACCCGACGCGGAUGCCGACGACCCUUUCGCCAUGGGGGAUGGGUCCGAUGAAGAAGCCGACGAGGAGCAGGCCUCGCCGGGAGACGGUUCCGAAUUCGACCACGAGGUGCUCCGCCAAGAGCGGCAAAACGACCUCAUGGCUGCGCGGAUGCGGAUGACGGACGACGCGUUCAGGGAAGCUCUGGUCCGAGGAGACCCCGACGUCGACGAAAUGUACGGUGGCGAGGAGGAGAUUGAAGAGGAGCACCAAGGCCACAUGCUCGAUGAGGACGACUUUGCUCACGGCGGCUUGGACAACGGGCUGGACAUGGAUGCCAAUCUGGACGACGACGUUCCCGAGGCAGAGAGUGGAUUAUACGAGCAUACCGAUUCGGAAGCGGAACUGAGCAGCAGCCAGGACGGCGGGGACGAUGGCCAUGACGAUCAGGACGCAGGAUUUGUCCGCAGAGCAGCGGAUCUGGGUCCCCCGCAAAGUCCUAUCCUGCGCGUGAGAAGAGUGUCGGGUCCGAGGGACAGUCUGGACCUGAGCACCCUGCUGAGUCAUGAUGAGAGCAGCUUUAUGGACAGUAGUCCUGCGCAGAGGAAGGCACGAUGA
Messenger RNA from Ustilaginoidea virens, 1041 nucleotides. RefSeq lists its product as uncharacterized. The transcript has 2 exons. Gene Ontology annotation, biological process: anaphase-promoting complex-dependent catabolic process. Bases 1 to 1041 code for a protein of 346 amino acids. NCBI's taxonomy places the organism in Eukaryota, Fungi, Ascomycota, Sordariomycetes, Hypocreales, Clavicipitaceae. Gene Ontology annotation, cellular component: anaphase-promoting complex. The record is from RefSeq and is a predicted model, not a curated record.